AUGGUCAAAUCUUCUAUGGUUGCUAAGAGGUGGUCUACUCAAUUAAAAGACCACCCAGAUUGGAUGAUGAGAAAGUUCAAGGAUAAGGUGUGCAGUCAAGAAGGAUUUUAUGUGAGUGAUUCCCAAGCCUAUAGGGCUAUUUGGAAGGCAAAGAAGCUAAGAGAAGGUGAAGAGGAAGAUAACUUCAAAAACAUUUGGAGGUACUAUGAAGAAAUUUGUAAGACAAAUCCUAGGUCAAGAUGUAUUAUCAAGACCAGUGACCUGCUAGAUGGGAGUGGACAAGAAAGAUUUUUGAGAAUAUAUGUUUGCUGGGAUAGUAGCAAGCAAGGCUUCAAGAACUGUAGAAAACUGAUAGGGGUAGAUGGCUGUCACCUUAGAGGUGCAACAGGUGGGAUGCUACUGACUACUGUGACUGUAGAUGCAAAUGAUAGUAUAUUUCCACUAGCUUAUGCUGUUGUGGAAGGAGAGAAAAGAGAGUCCUGGACUUGGUUUCCAAUGCUUCUGAAAGAUGAUAUGGAGAUAAGCCCCACUGUGGAAGAUGAAUACUGUUUCAUAAGUGACAAACAAAAGGGAUUAAUUCAAGCCUUUGGGGAGGUGCUACCUAGUGUGGAGCACAGGUUUUGUAUGAGACAUUUGCAUGCAAAUAUGAAGGUGGCAGGUUUCCAAGGAAAGGCAAUUAAGGAUGCUCUAUGGGCUUGUGCUAGGGCAACCACUGUAAACAAAUUCAAUGAUGCUUUAAGAACAUUAAGGAGAUUAGAUGAAGAUGCAUACCAAUGGUUAGGGGACAAUCCAAUCAUUGACUGCUUAGAGUGGAUAAGGAGGAUGAUCAUGGGUAAAUUGUUUGAGAACAAACAGAAAGCAACUGAAUGGAAGACUUUGAUAUCUCCUAACAUUGUCAACAAGUUAAAGGUGAUUGAGAAGGAUGCAGCAGGUUACCAGGCCACACAAUGUGAUUUCUUCAAGUUUGAGGUUCAACAACUAUAUGGGGAUCGACAACAAGUUGACUUGGAAAGACAACAAUGUUCUUGUAGGAGGUGGGAGCUGAGUGGCAUUCCAUGCAAGCACGCAAUCUGUGCUAUUUAG
Messenger RNA from Ipomoea nil (Japanese morning glory), 1083 nucleotides. RefSeq lists its product as uncharacterized. The transcript is spliced from 2 exons. The record is from RefSeq and is a predicted model, not a curated record. Gene Ontology annotation, molecular function: transposase activity; zinc ion binding; DNA binding. Gene Ontology annotation, biological process: DNA transposition. NCBI's taxonomy places the organism in Eukaryota, Viridiplantae, Streptophyta, Magnoliopsida, Solanales, Convolvulaceae. The coding region runs from base 1 to 1083 and encodes 360 amino acids.